This is a messenger RNA of Lingula anatina, 815 nucleotides long. RefSeq lists its product as uncharacterized. NCBI's taxonomy places the organism in Eukaryota, Metazoa, Brachiopoda, Lingulata, Lingulida, Lingulidae. The record is from RefSeq and is a predicted model, not a curated record.
GAGGCUGGCAUGGACUGUCGUACUGUAUGGGAUAAGUACGUCAAUUGCUGGGACUCCACCCCAGGACAACCCUCACACGGCGGCCAGGGUUUGAUGGGCCGUUGGUAUGAUGCUUGUACCGGCUGGUUUCCAACCAUAGGUAGGAUCCAGGUGUUCAGCUUUUCUUCGCCAUUCCUCAAACCCCCAACCAGCUAUUUUUUUACGAACACGGGGAACGCGGCUUCGUUUCCAUCCAGAAAUGUAGCUAACAAGACAAUCGGUUUCAUUGAUGGUUGGGCUAGUGACGAGAAAUGUCUGGCCAGAUGGAUUGACGUCACGGGUCAGGACAAUAUGACCAUCGUCCACGUUAAUAACCCUGCAGAUAUCGUUGCCAAGUUGAAAAGUGGAGAAAUAGAAGCGGCCUUCGUGUCUGCCUUAGACAUGGCAGACUAUGUAUCCGAGGUUGAACAAGUCCCCGGGGCUGGGUUUUCUUGCAUGUUGUCCGGCAUUGGGAUGAUGACUAGGAAAGACAACGACUUCAACUCAAAAUGGAACGCGGGAUUCAGCAAACUGGUCUCCAGCGGCAAGUUUAAGAAAUUAUGUGAUGCUGCCGCUACAAAACACGGUUCUCGUGGUUCCGUGACCUGCGUCGAUGGCUAGAAAUAUCAUGAAGAUAUCACCAAGAGCGGGAAAGAGACUGGAAAAGAUAGAUUACAGAAAGAAAAAUACUAACGGACAAUUAAGACCCAUCAGAAAGUUCAGUUCCUAUUGUUUUUUGUUUUUUUUUUUACUGAAGACGGCCGUGGAAUUUUCGGACAGUGUACAAAGAUUUCCAC